AUAUUGAUGAAAAAGAGGAAAAGGAGGUAGAGAUAGAACAAGAAGAACAACAGGUGAAUGGAAAAGAAGAAGGAAUGGAGGAAAAAGAGGUAGACAUAGAAAGAAAAGAACGAGACAGGGAGAGAGCGAUAGAAGGACAAGAAAGUCACACUGGAAGAGGAGAAAAGGAGGUAGAGAAAGAUGAACAAGAACAACAGAUUGGAAAAGAAGAAAAGAGCAAAGAAAACGAGGAAAAUGAGGUAGAGAAUAAACAAGAAAAACAACAUGCUGAUGGAAAAGAAGAAGAGAGGGAGGAGAGACAAGAAAAGGAGGUAGAGAAAGAUGAACAACAACAACAACAUGUUAAUGGUAAACAAGAAAUGCUGAGUCAUGACUGUGCAGAAACAGGAAAUGAAGCUCUCCUCACAGAUGGAGAGAAACACUCCGGCGCUGCCAAAACCCAUAAUGGGGACAUUUAUCCAACAUCACCGAGUGAGGACAAUGAGAUGGAGACAGACACAAAUCUACCGGCUGUCGAGGCUCCUCUGAGUCUGAGAGAUCCCACAGAGGUGGAAACACAGAGUCUGGAGGGACGCGAGCAAUUUGAAGACAUUACACCUGAACUGCAGACAGAUCUACAGGCUUCAGGUUGCAGGUUGGAGAAGAAAGCGACUUUGAUGGACGCAGCUGCUCAGUCGUCGUUAGGGGCCGGACCAGGAAAUGAAGAGUCCGGUCCGAUCCAAAAUUCACCCAGCACCGAAAUCCCUGAAAUGAAAGUGAGGGAGGAUGAAGGAGACAAAGAGGAAGGAGGUCAAAACUUUGACAAGAUGAACGGCGAGGCGGAGGCAGUGGACGACAAGAAGAGUGGCAGCCGUCAAUCGUCAAAGUACAAAACUGUGUCCUACAGGAAGAUCCGGAGAGGAAACACCAGGCAGAGGAUUGAUGAGUUUGAGUCCAUUAUAAACUCGUGAACAAACCCUAAAUAUUGACAGGGGAUUUGAUUCGAUCAGCUGAGUAGCUUUUUGGGAGCCUGUGCUUGCAGAUGGUAACAUAUAGAGAAAAGUAGUGGACCCAGGACGGAGCCUUGUGGUACGCCAUAUUAAAUGUCUGUUCUUUGUGAUGAGAAGCUUUUAAUUGAGACAUAAAAGUGAUAGCUAGGAUCAAAGCUAGGCUAGGGUUGCCUGACAUCCUUACUCAUAUUUCCCAUUUUGUGCAAAAAAGCAAUAAAUAAAUAAAGUUUAUUAUUUAUGUGUACAGCACAAAGGAAUUGAGGUCUCACUACACAGUUAUGUAUGUUAUCAAAGUGUCCACAGGCUUGGAUUUCAUCUCACUGAGAACUGAGUUGAACUCUGCUGGUGAGGCCAUAAGAUCAGAUCAGAACAUAAGUGUUAAAGUUCAGAUUUGAAAAAGAUUGUGUUGUGUGUUGCCCCACUGACAUUUAAAGUGAUCAAUUUUAUACUUUAUUUAAAAUGUAAUAAUUAUUUUUUCACUGGAGGUAUUUUCAUCAAGAGAUACAUUGAACCAGACCCAUCUGACGAUACAUAGUUUGUUAGGAGUCUGUAUAUGUAGAAAAAUCAUAAGAUGAAUAACUAAAUAAUUUAAUUGAAAUAACAAUAUCAUUAUAACUGAAUGUAAGUCCUAGAAAAUAGACACGGUGAUACUCUAAACAAUUUUGUUUUGUUGUUUUUGUUGACUGAUAUAUGUUCUAGGUAAUAUAACAGUCUGAUAAUCACCAUUGUAUUAUAUUGAUUAUUGAAUUUAAUUAUAUUAAACAAGCUUAUGCUGCCUCAUACAGAUUUUUGUUUUGUGUAUGUUAUUACUCAGAGGUACUUCUACACAGUAGAAUUACACUAAAUAUAUUACUUUAAAAGAUAUUGGAUAUAUGUGUUCAACCCCCAGAGAGUUAAUAUAACUGCUUUGUUGAGUUUUUAUUCGCAUUUAUGUACUUAUAAAUCCUUGUGUGCUUUAAUUUUUGAGCCAUGAAGAUCCUCUGACACUAUGAUUUCUAUAUUAUGGAUAUAUAGGAUUGUAUUUUUGAUGUUUUUUUGUACUAUUACUACAUUUUAAUGAUCUUUAUAUUAUCUGAAUUUCAUAUAUGUGUAAUAUAUACAGAAUAGUAUAGACUAGAAAUAUGAAUACACCAUAGGUGAGAUACAACAUGGAUAGUAUUAAUUUUAAGUGUUUAUUUCAUAUUAUAUUAAAUUAUAUAAUGUAUAGUAUAUUGUUACAUAAGUCAUGUAAAAAAUAAA
Molecule: messenger RNA, 2228 nt
Organism: Morone saxatilis (striped sea-bass)
Lineage: Eukaryota; Metazoa; Chordata; Actinopteri; Moronidae
Product: cilia- and flagella-associated protein 251-like
Exons: 2
Coding region: 75-950 (291 amino acids)
Biological process (GO): regulation of cell shape; actin filament organization
Molecular function (GO): actin filament binding
Source: RefSeq, a predicted model, not a curated record